Molecule: messenger RNA, 777 nt
Organism: Malaclemys terrapin pileata
Lineage: Eukaryota; Metazoa; Chordata; Testudines; Emydidae
Exons: 2
Coding region: 1-651 (216 amino acids)
Source: RefSeq, a predicted model, not a curated record
AUGGUCGGAGACAAUGGCCCAGCUCAGCGGUCCCCGGCCGAGCGCCGCUCUCUGCCCCUUAGACCUGCCCUGCGCGGCCGCGGUUCAGCCCGGCUGCGCCGCUCAUCGCCCGCUGCUGGGGGGCAAAAGCCCCCGUCGCUGGCAGGCUGCGCGCCGCAAAGGUUAACGCCGCCCGCCGCGGCAGAAACUGGAGCCCCCCGUUGUUCUUCCAGCAGCAGUGACGGGACUGACAACUGCGGCUGCCUCGCUUCAUUCCACAGCCGCCCGCCCGGGACUCUCCCUCCGCCCGGAGCCAGCGGCAUGAGAUCUAUUGUGACCUGGCUGGCACGAGCGAGCCAAGAGCCAUCAUCACCCCCUGCUGCACAUGGUCCCCUACGGCAGGGAGGCCGGGCUCGGGGGGAUCAAGGCGGGGACGCCUGGAAAAGUCACUGGUCUUCAUCGUCCCGGGCUGGCUGCCCUUGCGAACUACUGCGGGGCGUUAUUAGCUCAGUGGGCUGGAGCAAGGAGUCCCCAAGGAGAAAACUUGGGCUUGGACUUCAGUACUGCAAGGAGAACACUGCUGAAUACAGGAAACUCACAAGCAAGCUCUCUGACUGGACUAGAAACAAAAGUGAAACCGACUUGCCUGUUUUCUUCCAGCAAGUUGAGUGAAGCACUCAAAGUCAAAGGGACUAGACACUUAUAUUGAAAGGCAGCAUAUUUAAAACUGGUAAGGAAUAUUCUGUCCACGGGACAUUUAGCCUAUGGAUUUAUUUAGUUAUUUAUUAUUAAUGGAGA